GUCGAACUUCGCGUCGCUUGCGCGUCAUCCUCAGCUUCUGACCAUCCCACUACGGCGGAAACACGCACUGAAGGACAACUUUUAGAUACCUAAUUUCAAGGGUCUUUUUUGACACAACAGACAACUUGACGGUCAAGGUAGCAUGGACACCGACCCCUCGUCGAUUAACGGCCUUAUUGAAGACUCAAAUGAGCACGAACUAAAACCUAAAAUAAAUUGGGACGAUGAGGAAGACAUAGCUGCACGUUCUCGUGCUCGAGCAACAGAAAAAUAUCUUGCCGUCGUGAAUUCGGCGACUACUCCUCCGAUCGACCUGAGAACCGUCAAGGAGGAAGAGAUCAGGCCUCAAAUUGAAUUUGACGAUGCAGCAGAGCAAGAUGCUUUUGAAUGGCUCGAGAGUACGGUUAAUCCAAAGCUCAAGAAAAAAUCCAAACUAGAAGAUGUUCCGAUCCAAACCAUCCACCGCUACAUGAAACCCAUACCCACUUUUGACGUGGACCGUGAACGAGGCAUCGACAUCGACUUGGCAGUACCCCGUGGGUUCAUUAGCCGGCAGUUUGGAGGUUCUCCUCAAGGAGCAUUUCCCAAGGUACGCGAAGAUAAGAGGAGGGAAAUGAUCCGAGAUGGUUUCGGGGAAGCAAUGUUCAAUUUUAUGAACUGGGAUUACCACCCCUACAUGCCAACUCGACCUGGGUUUCCUGGGCUUUACCUGAAUAUCUGUUCUGCUGAUGAGAUGGAGGUCGACGACUUGAAGUACGACUGGGAGACAACAAAGGAGGCUGAAGACGAGGAGGUAAAGGUAAAGGUUGAAGACGAGGAAAGAAAGAGGGGAGAGGAAGAAGACUAUGAUGUUCAUCGUGUUUUUGUGCGUCUGGACGCCAACCAAUGGCUCUACGUGGGCCAAUACAAAAUCGAGCACAGAGCCAUUUUGUCCAAGGAAGAAUGGGAUGAGCUGUCCUAUGCAGUAGGACUUUCACUUGCUGCUCUGGGUUCAAAUUCGGUGAUCACUGAACCUACCGUAUAGGCAAAGUCCGCUUGGAUUAAUGGUGCUUUAGUCCAAGGAUGGGGGGAAGACAUAAGGGCCCGUGUCUUACUCUUGAACCGACCAGGUUCCAGUCGCCGUUGCACUAAACAGGACCUUCACAAGCUUUUGAAGGACAAAGGAAAGGUCAAGAGUCUCAAUGUGACAAAGAAAUCAUGGAUUCAUUUGAUAGGGGGGAAUAUCGUGUCAUGGUCGUGACCAUGACCUGUGUCGGCUAUCAACAUGAUUUCCAACGCAAAAUCGUGGACAAAUACACGCUCUGGUUGGAGGAACAACCCCAGAAGUCGAAGGAGGGCACUCAGACCAAGAAACGUGCCAGGAAGUCGAAUGGACGCGAUAAUAAAGUUCCAAAAGCCAAGAAAGUCAAAACAAGGCGGACUAGGAGUUCAAGUUCGAAUGAUGACCACCGUCGCCAGUCUGAGUCUGGAGGCUCCGACAGCGAAGACGCGUUGGGAUCAGAAUACGAAGACAAAGCAGGGAACGACGCAACAUCAAAGAACGAUGAAGAAAUUUUGUAUGUUUCGGGUGGUACAAAAUCCCGUCCGAGGACUCGUGCUGCUUUGAGAUCUGCGUGAGGUCAAGAGACCCCAACUUCCCCAAGUUUCGUUUGCUGCGCACGAUCGGCUGAGGUUGGAUGUUUGUUACGAACUUUUUGCGAGAUACUUCUUGUCAGGUCCAUGGAACUCAGAAUCACCAUACGGAGUUGAAAGGGACUGACCUGUUUGUCUUGAACUUUUGAUUACCGUCUACGAUACCCAAGGAACUAGAUUGGUUCCAAUAAAGGCGCAGGUCGGUAGAUUCGUAUGAGAACGGGGUGUAACACUGC
Marasmius oreades (fairy-ring Marasmius) is the source of this 1868-nucleotide messenger RNA. RefSeq lists its product as uncharacterized. Lineage: Eukaryota; Fungi; Basidiomycota; Agaricomycetes; Agaricales; Marasmiaceae. The record is from RefSeq and is a predicted model, not a curated record. The coding region runs from base 143 to 1024 and encodes 293 amino acids. The transcript is spliced from 5 exons.